AUGCUUACUUUAAUCGCCGACAAGAAGAUCAAAAGGAACUUCUGCCACGGUAUACUCCUGCAGGUUAUAAAACUGCUGGACAAUAAGCCAGACAACCUGACCCUGGAAGAAGACGCCAUCGAACGGCUACGAAGUCAUAUAAAGUCCACGCAGUGGAUACUGGAGCUGGCAGUGGACGAACUACCAUGCUACUUGCUCAUGGACGAGUACUGGAAGAUGGUCAAUUUGCUGAUCUGGAGAUUCUCAUCACUAAUAGAUCAGAAUAUAAUAGAAAACGUAAUUGAAUAUCUAAACAUACUUCUGACUCAAGAUAAAUAUGUAGCAAUCGUUCCUGGACGAGACAUCUGUUUAGCAAACGCUACAAGCUUAUACUUCAUAAUAUUGAAUAAAUAUGGCAACAAUGACGAAAUACAGAAGCUUAUCUAUACAACACUGCCACACAAAAUCUACGAAGUUGUUUUGGCCACUCUAAACUAUCUCCUUAUUCUUUAUAACGAACUGGACAUUGAAGAUAAAUUCCAAGAGCAUCUAUCUUUAUUAAGAAAUCAAAACAUACUAGAAACAUUGAAGAAGGAUCCCAAAUAUACGAGCGAACUGAGCCAAGCGCUAAAAUCUGCUAAAUAUUCGGAAUGCAAACAAAAAUGUCUCAAAGUGCUAUCUUUAGAAGACGACACGCAAAAAUAUAUAAUUGAAGCAAAUUUAAACAAUAGAGAAGUCACAGACGAAGUUAUUUUCUCUGAAUUGAUUCAUCUCGUUGAAAAUGAGCACGAGAAAUUCACUCAUAUCUACUUGUACAGCCUGACGAGCUUCCUAAUAAAAAAACUUAGAGAAAGCGAUGCAAAUCAGAAAUGUAUCCUUGAGGCAGUAAGAGUGAUAUUUGCUUGCAGUUCAUCUGACAAUAGUGAUAGCACGAGAGGUGUGGUUGUGAGUUUCUUGGAGAGGCACUUUAAAAUAUUAAUUAAUAAGGAAUUUCAUGAUUUAACUGAAGAAGAAAAAUUUGAGAUGAAAGCAACUCUAUUGGCAACGCUGGUUUCCUUGCUGGAGGACGACGAGGAGUCGCUGCGACAGAGAUGCGGCGGAGUUGUGACGGACGUGACAAGUCCAACGCUGGGCCCGGCCGUGGGCAGCAUGUGUGCCGAGCUGGUGCUGGCCCACGUGUGUGGGUCCAGCCCUGGGCCGCAGCUGCUGGCCGCGCUGGCACUGCUGGACUUCCGUUGCCAGGUCUGCCUGUCGGACCAGUCCGAUGACGAGUGUCGUGUUUUCGAUCAAAACGAGAAGUACAACGUCUUCCUAGAAGAAACAAUAUGGACAGUGGCCUGCGCGGACCACAUUAAACAAAUAUAUAAAGGUUCAAACAUUUGUGAACGGAUUCUCGAAAUGUUGAACGAUCCAUUGUACAAGCAAACAUUUGACAAACUAUGCGGCAGUAACGUGGAGUCGUUUAGAAACGUUUUAAACGGUUUGGAAAGCAACGUGAUUAAUCCUAAAGUAGAUUUGUUCGUACGAGAGUUGAGAAGAUAA
Parnassius apollo (apollo) is the source of this 1521-nucleotide messenger RNA. Lineage: Eukaryota; Metazoa; Arthropoda; Insecta; Lepidoptera; Papilionidae. The record is from the annotation of a GenBank genome assembly.